UUGCGCACGUACGCAAUCGCUUGCAGGUACUUUCCGGCACUUCUACUACAUCAAUAUCCACCAGCGAACGAUAAUGUAACCUCGCCACACGUGGUUUUAGUCGAACAUUGAAACUUCGCGCGGCAGCUAGAGCUGCACCCCCCUUGGUCGUCGGUGUGAAGCCAGGGAUAGGGAGGAGAAAAGUGAGGAGAAAAGUGAAAAACAGGAAUAAAAAACGGUGAAACAGCUAACUUACCGGCGAAGGAUUCGCAUAGGAGCAGCUGAGCAAACGAUGAUGAUUUAUCCGUCGGCGUACCGUCAGCACCACCGGCGCCGAGGGCUCCAUCCGCAGCAACCGGUGUCGGAUGUAGUGCGGAACCAUAAACCGUACCGACUAUCGGUAGGAUUUCCGCGCUGGGUACCGAUCGUCAUGGUGAUCAUUUUCAUUAAUCAGCUUACCGAAGGCCUGUUGCUGAACGAGACGUUGAUAACGCAGAAGCAUCAACACCACCGGUACACGAUUGAUGAGCUGCUCGAUGCGCGCUUUCCGAAAAGCAUCUCUGGUGACAUCGACAUGGAUCCUUGCAAAUCGAGUGGAUUUAUGGGCGACAUCGCAAUGCCGAACGUAAAUUAUGAAACCGAAUGGCAGCGCCAGCGAAUGAACAAGAGCCUCGAGCAGGACAUUGUGAAGCUGAAGCAGGAGGUGUAUCUCGAGGGGUUGCAGGUCGAGGAGGAAGGCAUGACGGACAUGAUACGGAAGAAAACGAAACAGCGCGCCUCAACGCCACUGUCCGGUAUGACGUCCGCCACGGGUGGUCAGUACGGGCAUUCACCAUCGGGCACGUCAUACGAGAGCGAAAAUUCCAUCACGGACAGUUCCGGUGAACCUCCGGUGCGGGCCACCAUUAUCGACAACCGGGAUAACAUUAUUGUGCGCCGCGAACCCGCGACGGUGGGGGACACGGUGAGCGAGAAACAAACUGCCACGCCUAACAAGAAAAAUGCAACCGGUGCCAUGCGGAACAUUGACCAUAAUCGGAUCCAGUCCAACACGAAGGACAUCGUUAUCGAUUCGAUCAGCGAUAAUAUUAUCAGCAACAAUCACGCCAGUAGGAAAGUAGUCACAUUUGCCUUAGUGACGAAAACACCGACGACGACAGCGGCUUCCGUAACCGUCGGCAUGCAAUCCCGGACAGUCCCGCAAGGGGCAGGAGGAAGCAACGAGACUACGGUUCCAGGUACACCCGUAGUGGAGCUUGCGAGACGACAGCAUCCAUCGAAUGAGCAGAGCGGCCAGCUAACGAGCGGUAACGCAGAACAAGAUGCUGGUCAGGUCCGCACCCGCGGUCGUCACCAUCGCAGACGUCGGCAGCAGCAACAUUCGCCUUCCCAACAUCCCAAGUUUCACGAUGCGGAUGACGGCAUAACGGACAGCUCUGCCCCAACAGCGAAAACCACAUCCAAACAGUCCUCGUCGAAUGGGACGGUCAACAAAAACUCGUACCACUCACGGUUGGAACGUUUGCGAGUCGAGCUGGGCACCGUGACGUACUCGGUUCGGGAUCGCAAUCUUCGAUCGAGCCACCGCCGGGAGCCGCACCAUCAGGACGAACCGGACGGGCGAAGGGCACACGCCCGUACACCGAAGAAAAAGCGACGUCGCGUUGGAGGUGACAGCAAACGGAAGCAUCAUCAGGAUGUCAUCACUAACGACCACGGCAAGCGCGACAACGAUGACGGUAAUAACAACGAACAGCGGGAGACCAUGCCCGUUGAUAUGGGCCCCACCUCCAGUGCCGGUAAGCUACGGGAUGGGAAGACCGGAUGGGACGAUGGAAACCACGGCCAGUCGUAUCAUCCUCGCGCUCAACAUCGUCAUCGUUCCGAGCACCACCUUUACGAACGACCUGCCGGGGCACAAUCCACCGGAUCGGUGCAGGACGAACGCGACAAUGGCAUGAAUUUGCAUCACCGACCGGACCAUAAAGCACAGGCUCCGGGUGCUCAAGAUUCACCCCCACCGUACUUACCUGUUGAGGACGAAGCAGAAAGCCAUGUUUACUAUGCAUCAGACGAUCGGGACCAUCAGCAUCAUCGCGUGGCACGGGCAGCCACGGCAAAGAAGGAACGCAUCUGGGACUUUGGCGUCAUACCUUACGAGAUUGAUGGGAACUUUAGCGGCAUGCACAAGGCCCUGUUCCGGCAGGCGAUGCGUCACUGGGAGAACUAUACGUGCAUCAAGUUCGUCGAGCGCAACCCAAUUGACCAUCCGAACUAUAUCGUUUUCACCGAGCGUGCCUGCGGCUGCUGCUCGUUCGUCGGCAAACGGGGCAACGGACCGCAAGCAAUUUCAAUCGGUAAGAACUGCGACAAGUUUGGCAUUGUGGUGCACGAGCUGGGUCACGUGGUUGGGUUCUGGCAUGAGCAUACGCGCCCGGAUCGGGAAAACCAUGUCGUGAUCGAGAAGAACAACAUCGUGGUUGGGCAGGAGUACAACUUCAACAAGCUCACCGAAGAUGAGGUGAACUCGCUUGGCUUACCGUAUGACUACGAUUCGAUAAUGCACUACGCGCGUAACACGUUCUCCAAGGGUACCUAUCUGGAUACGAUCUUUCCCAUCGAAAUACCGGGCCGGAAGAGGCCAGAAAUUGGCCAACGGUUGCGUCUCAGCGAGGGAGAUAUCGCACAAGCGAACCUACUGUACAAGUGUGCCAAGUGCGGACGCACGUUCCAGGAAAACUCGGCCAGCUUCACCUCCCCGACGUACUACUCCACGACACCGCCGACCGAACCGGAACGCUGCGAAUGGCGCAUCACGGCUACACACGGCGAAAGGAUAGUUCUGAAUAUAACCGACCUGGAUAUUUACAAAUCAAACAGCUGCCGGUCCGAUUACCUGGAGAUUCGGGACGGUUACUGGCACAAGUCGCCGAUACUGGGCAAAUUUUGCGGUUCCGGCAAGGUGAAUGAGCUCAUCCGCUCCACCGGCAGUCGUAUGCUGCUCACGUACACAACCACCUUCCGGCAGGCAUCGAUGCGGGGCUUUGCGGCCAACUACGAAGCAAUCUGUGGCGGCGAUAUGAAUCUCGAAUCUGGCGGACGUCUCGAAUCACCCAACUAUCCCGUCGACUACCUACCGAACAAGGAAUGCAUCUGGCGCAUCACCGUCCCGAAGGACUAUCAGGUCGCCUUAAAGUUUCAAUCGUUUGAAGUGGAAAACCAUGAUAACUGCGUUUACGAUUACGUCGAGGUGCGGGACGGCGGUACGGCGGACUCGCGGCUUAUUGGUGUUUUUUGCGGCUACAAAAUACCGCCCGAUAUGAAAUCAACGUCCAACAAGCUGUUCGUAAAGUUCGUAUCGGAUGGGUCGGUGCAGAAGGCGGGAUUUUCGGCUACCUUCAUGAAGGAGGUGGACGAGUGCGAGCACAUGGAUCAUGGUUGUGAGCACGAGUGCAUCAACACCCUCGGAGGUUACGAGUGUGCCUGCUACAUCGGUUACGAGCUGCACAGCGAUAAGAAAUCGUGCGAAAAUGCCUGCGGAGGUCAACUGGACACCCCGAACGGGACUAUCCUUUCGCCGUCCUUCCCGAAAGAGUACCCCAUCAUGAAGGAGUGCGUGUGGGAGAUAGUGGCAAUGCCACAGCACAAAAUCACCCUCAACUUUACACACUUCGACCUGGAGGGUAAUACGUUUUAUCAAGCGUCCGAAUGCGAAUAUGACUACGUGGCCGUGCUGUCGAAAAGCCCGGACGGAACGCUUCACAAGCACGGUUCGUACUGUGGGUACACCGUACCGGCACCGAUUACGUCCGAGUGGAAUAUCCUGCGGGUGGUGUUUAAGUCUGAUAAGACGAUCCAGAAGACGGGCUUUGCCGCUGUUUACUUUACCGACAUUGAUGAGUGUGCAGUCAACAAUGGAGGAUGCCAGCAGGAGUGCAAAAACACCGUCGGCUCGUACGUUUGCUCCUGCCGCAACGGAUACACGCUGCACGACAAUGGGCACGAUUGCAAAGAGAGUGGCUGCAAGCAUGAGAUUUUUACACCGCACGGCCAAAUCCUUAGUCCCAACUAUCCCGACUACUACCCACCGAAGAAGGAUUGCAUCUGGCACUUUACCACCACGCCCGGCCAUAGGAUACGGUUGGUUUUCAACGUGUUUGAUAUUGAGCCGCAUCAGGAAUGCGCUUACGAUCACAUCGUCAUCUAUGAUGGAAACUCACCAGACAGCCACACUUUGGGGCGAUUCUGUGGCGCCAAGAUACCGCAUCCCAUUUCGUCUUCGUCAAACCAGAUGUACAUGGUGUUCAACACGGACACUAGCGUGCAGCGGAAAGGUUUCUUCGCGAGCCAUUCGACCGCUUGCGGUGGGCGCCUAAAGGCGACCGAAGUCAAGAACCACUUCUACUCGCACAUCAAGUUCGGCUCGGGCAUGUAUGACAAUGGGGCCGACUGCGAGUGGACGAUUGUGGCCGAUUCCGGCCAGAACGUACAACUAAAAUUUCUAAGCUUCGAACUGGAGGAGGAAAAGAUGUGCUCGUACGAUUACGUCGAGGUGUACGGCGGAUUGGAUGACGAAAGUGGCCCUCUGCACGGAAAAUACUGUGGCAAUGCGAAUCCGCCGGAAAUUAUCUCGAUGCACGAGGCGCUAAUGGUGCGGUUCCGUUCGGACGAUACGGUUGGAUUCAAGGGCUUCUCGGCUGCGUACGUCGCAAUCAAGUCGAACGAUGACGUGCUGACCACUGACGAAGAAGGUUCUGAUAGUUCCGAUAUCAUCCCGUUUCCCGGUUCACUAAAAACAGUGUUCAUCAAACAGGGCGAAGAUAUGGACGAGGAGGAGGAGGACGACGAUAUCGAUUAUGAGAUCUACCCAAACCGACCAACCAACGCUAAGAUGCACAUCGCGGUGCACAACGAUAUACGCUCAUCUCAGGCGAUCGACUGAAACAUAAUCAAAUACUUUGCCACGUAAGGUGUUGUUGCAUACGCCAUCGGUACCACCGGCCACACAACCCUGCGCGAGCUGCCACUGCAUGGACAAUAUAUUAUCAACCUAUCAUUUCUCCAGCUCUGCCGGUCCUGGUUGUUCCAGAUGAUCCGAUCCAGUGCAGGAGACGAAUGUAUCCGUCUGACAUGCUCAAAGUUCAUCCGAAAUAUGCGAAUGGAUCGGAAGCUAGUGUAAGUGUAACUUCAAUUCUUGAACUCUUGCCAGAACCGUGUAUCUCUGGAUUAGCACAGUACUCUUUUCUUAUUAUUUAAUCCCAUUACCCUGGACUCUAUGUUCGGUAAUGGUUAUUAAAUGGAAGGAACGAUCGAUAGACAGUUUAAUGCAGAUAGGGAGAUCCCAAGUGUAGAUAGGACUCACCACACGACGGUUAGGAGGAAACAGUCUUGCAAGGAAUUCUUCGUGCAAAGUAACGAUCGUUGAUCGUUGCGUGUAAUCUACAGUGAACCAAAAUUGUAGUAAGUAAUUUUAACAGCCAUAAAUAAGCCAACGGAAUAUAUAUAUACAUAGAUAUAUAUACAUAUAUAUAUAGUUAUAUUUACAUUACAACCUAAGCUGGUAAGUCUUAUUGAAGAAAAUCUUUAGCAAUUAAUGUUAGGAAAAUUACUACUAAAUAUAGCGAAGUCUCUGUUUUACUACAUCUUAAAGUUUUCGUUUAGUCGGCUCUAGCCUUCUUCCCGGUAGUCGUAAUAGAGAUAGCGAACCGUGCGCUAGACGAACUGUUUCUCAAUCGAGUUGACUUUUAGGAGCGUUACAUAUUGUUCUAUAAAGUUUCAUUCCUCUCAUAUCAGCAUCGUUUGGGGAAAACGGCCGUUUUCCCUUCGAUCACACUCUAAAUCUUCCCAGGACCGGGACGUGCCACAGUAACGGUCUCCAGUAGUUUGUAGAUACAGUUUAGGCGUACGAACUCGACGGUAGCUAGUAUGUAAUGCGAAUUGCGGUGACGUGCAAGCGCCAUGGCGAUCAUGCCAUUUUGUGUAUGUUUUUAAAUGAAAGGAACAAUAAAUC
Messenger RNA from Anopheles moucheti, 5989 nucleotides. It is a transcript of the gene tok, whose product is annotated as tolloid-like protein 1. Lineage: Eukaryota; Metazoa; Arthropoda; Insecta; Diptera; Culicidae. Gene Ontology annotation, molecular function: zinc ion binding; metalloendopeptidase activity; calcium ion binding. Gene Ontology annotation, biological process: proteolysis. The record is from RefSeq and is a predicted model, not a curated record. Bases 272 to 4921 code for a protein of 1549 amino acids. The transcript has 11 exons.